This is a messenger RNA of Annulohypoxylon truncatum, 1755 nucleotides long. RefSeq names its product SPX domain-containing protein. The coding region runs from base 309 to 1661 and encodes 450 amino acids. NCBI's taxonomy places the organism in Eukaryota, Fungi, Ascomycota, Sordariomycetes, Xylariales, Hypoxylaceae. The record is from RefSeq and is a predicted model, not a curated record. Gene Ontology annotation, molecular function: metal ion binding. The transcript is spliced from 3 exons.
UAUACAUAUCUAUCUCUCUCCUUAUUCUUAAUCCCUAUACGUUAGGUCCUACAUAUGUCUAUUUGCCUACACAUACAUAUAUUCAGAUAUAUGUCACCCAAUCCGUACUCCUCGUUACGUCCCUGCUAUAGUUCUGUUCACCCACCGGUACUACAUCUCACAUCAUCACCACAUUCACAAUUAUACGAUUUCCACGAUCCUCCUCUUGUUGUCACGUGCGGAAAUCACUUGGCGGAAUAAGACGAUUAACUUAACUUAUUGGCCUUUAAGCUAACUAACUGGUUUAUCUCACAUUCAUACCGGUUCUCAUGAAGUUUGCCCAGGAAUUCAGGAAAUCUCUACAACAAGAAGGCUUCCCUCAAAGAUGGGUUAGUUCCGCCGUUCCCUACGGCCAGCUCAAAAAGUGUCUCAAGAAGGUUACAAAUGAACUCCAGGAGCUUGGCCUGGACAAGGAUACUCUGGCUCAGUUGGCCAAUACUCAAAAAGACCCAUCUACAGUGGCCUUUCACUAUCAUUUAGAUGGCAAGACUACGGAUUCAAAAUACUUUCGACCAAGGUUAACUUUCUUCAUACACUUAAAGGAUGGUGUGGCCGUAGACGCGAAGUUGACCCCGUCCACAAGAGAUUUCCUGAAGAAGAUCGUUCCCAGGACCGAAGGCGUAUCGGAUCCGAUGGUGGAUGAACCUGGCCAUGAAACCCUAUCUCCUACCUCUCCUAAUCCACAGCGACCUCCUCUAUCUGAGGAGUACUUGUCGUCGAUUCAACAGAUUGAAGUACCUUUAGUCUUUGAUGGCGAAUUCUUCGACAUCCUGCAGACUGAUGUUUCAAACUUGGACGUGUUGCAAGAAGAAGAACAAGAUAAGUUAGGAAAAGAGAUAGCACUCCUGGGACAGGAAAUUAACAUAGCUACGAAACCAUCGAAGGGCCGGAAAGUAAGGGGGGACCUGGAGACGUGGCGUAAGAUCUUUGAACUGUACCUGGAUGCCCGGGUCUUCUUUUCCACUUUAGAGAGUGAUCAUGGAGCUAGGACAAGUUCCCAAGCAGUUGAACAGCUGCGAUGGUUUCAAGACCAGGUGCUAUCGAGAAAACUAGUUCAUGGCCUGAAGUUGAAUAACAGCCGGCAAGCCUAUACCAGGUUUCUCAACACGAACGCUUUGCUCCUGCAAAUUCUCAAAUUCCAGGAGAUUAAUAAUUUAGCGGUAACCAAGAUACUCAAAAAAUUCGACAAGAGGACCUCGCUAGGUGUUUCUCGCGUAUUCCCUGUUACUGUACGAUCCAAUCACCUCUUAGCUGGGAGCGUGGCUAAGGAUUUAUGUGCACAAAUGUCAACCGAACUCAUUUCUGUCGUUCCACAGCUUGACGAUUAUCUUUGCCCAAUCUGCUUUGCAGUGGCGUACUGGCCGGUUCGACUGGAAUGUCAGCAUGUAUUCUGCAGUCGGUGUCUCGUCAAGAUGUCUCGAAAAGGAGAAAGGUUCUGUCCCCUUUGCCGAGCUGAUGUGAUCAUGAGAGCCGGUUUGGAAAACUUCGAUAGUGCGCGUGCGGCAUUUCUUCGCGAAUAUUUCCCAAAGGAAGUUAAAGAAAAGAUCCGGGCAAACGAGCGCGAAAGGAAUAGGGAGAUAUUUGGGCCUGAUUACUCGGAUUCACCUUGCUCUGUGAUGUAAGGGCAAUGGCGAUUACCUAUUCUUUUUAAGAAAAUUAAUAAUCACGAUUAAUCCAAAAGGAAGCCUGGGCACGAUUUUCUCCCAAUAUACCUCU